AUGGCGACACUCAGACUCGCCGGACCCUCUGUGGGGUUUCUCUCUUCCACCGUCUUCACGCGAUCACCGGGCAUAUACGCAAACACCAACGCCCCAAUACUAUCUUCCCUUGCCUCAAAAUACCAUGCGUCCCGAUACACAAUUGCGGCUGUGCUGCCAUCCCUCCUGUCAGAUAUCUGGGAGUCGGUCCUCCGCGCUGUGCCCAAGAAGAAAACCUCACACAUGAAGAAACGACACAGACAAAUGGCAGGAAAGGCCCUAAAAGACAACAUUAGUCUCAACACAUGUCCUGCCUGUGGCAAGACCAAGAGAGCACAUCUGCUCUGUCCUCAUUGCGUUGCCCGCCUGCAUACAAUAGAGAAUGCGCACGUUUCUGAGAUUUUCUCUCUCGCUGUGACCCCUACCCAGAUAUUAUCAGCUUCUGGUGCUUCCUCGCUCAAGGUACAUAUAACCAAUGAGGAAGGAUUUGGCAUAGCUCAGUCAAUUCCAGGAGCCCAUAAGAUUGGCUGUCACCACCUGGCAAUUGCAGAUGGGAACAGAUGUUUUGCGGCCAGUGUUGGCUUCGGAGGAGAAGUAAAGCUAUGGCAUUACAAGGAUGGGAUGUGGAACGAGGAGUACAAAGCUGAUUUCGUGGAAGAUAACAGGGAAAUAAAGGACAUAUGGGCUGUCGUUUUGUCCGCAGAUGCACGUUAUCUCGCUGGCACUACCCACGAUGGCUGUAUUAAGGUCUGGGAUCUUCAGAAUAAUCUAGAAGAAGCAUGGAAUCUCGAGACAAGAGGCAGCUUCGGCAUGUGCAUUGAUAUGGCGCCAGAUGGACGCUUAAUUGCAUCAGGCCAUCAAAGCGGGAGCGUUUAUGUCUUUGAUCUCGUAGAGGGGCGGAUGCCGUUCUCUCUCUCAGGACUUGCUGCGCCUGUUAGGGCGGUAUCAUUCUCCCCUGGAGGGAAACUACUUGCUGCUGCUGGAGAUUCUACAAUGAUCAUACUUUAUGAAAUAACCUCUGGAGAACAGUUUGCAACUCUUGCCGGCCAUGCAGCAUGGAUCAUGUCUCUCGACUGGAAUGAAUCUGGUGAAUUUCUCUUAAGCGGGUAA
Messenger RNA from Microsporum canis CBS 113480, 1089 nucleotides. Its product is annotated as WD domain-containing protein. The coding region runs from base 1 to 1089 and encodes 362 amino acids. NCBI's taxonomy places the organism in Eukaryota, Fungi, Ascomycota, Eurotiomycetes, Onygenales, Arthrodermataceae. The record is from RefSeq and is a predicted model, not a curated record. The transcript has 6 exons. Gene Ontology annotation, molecular function: protein binding; structural constituent of ribosome. Gene Ontology annotation, biological process: translation. Gene Ontology annotation, cellular component: Cdc73/Paf1 complex; large ribosomal subunit.